GGCUGUGCUCAGGGCUGCCCGGGGGCGUUCGGUUUGCCUCACAAGUAGGCGAUUCUAGACUUGGUUGGCUAAGCGUACUCUGGCGGUGCCCAAUGUUAAUUGUAUUGUAACGAAGGUCGUCAUCGUGGUGUUGUCUUUGAGGGAUUUGUGCAAUACUUUUCCUCCGUGAUGGGAAGAACGAGAUCAGCAGUUACCUCACGAGGGUGCUUUCGCGGGUUACGGGCGCGUUGUUAGCAGCUGAGGCUCGGUGUGCCACGGCCGCCGAACCCGGGUUGGUGGCACAGCAUGCAUGUGGCGACACAUCCUCUGCUGUACAGCACAGCUCCGAAGUGCAGCGCUUCCAAGUGACCACCACGUCCUGUUGGAUCCGUAGGCCGCCUCUUCUCGAGUAACGGGGGGAUUUGGUUUUGCUUCCCUAAAAAUACGUGUAUGCUGUAUAUAUGGGCAGGAACAUGGACAGUGUCCUUAAUGGGCUCAUUCUUGACAGUGCAGUCUUAAGAGCUGAAAAAUAAAUCCUGCUUGUCCCAGUGCUGGCGUUUCCUCUCUGCUGACCUCUCUUCAGGUGCAUGUUGCUGUUUCAGUUGUUUUACCAGUUCCUAUCCGACUUUUCUCCAUUAAGUCAUUUCCUAUCAUCAUUUCCUCGAUCUUCCCUUUUCCACACUGACCAGCCUGACUGAAUCCAACUCUUCCACCUCAACAGAUAUUUUCAUUGUCCCCUGAUAGUAUCAAAUCAGUACCAAAAAUUGCACCUUACCUCACAGCCAGCUUAGCCCUUUGUUUUAUUCCAGCCCUUGAGAUGUUCCUCACUGCUGAAUAUCUUGGAGCUGCUGCAGUUUAGCUUCAUUACUAUAUUCAGAAAGCAUUCUGACAACCACACUGCAAAGGAAAACUUUUUUACAGCUUCCUUCCUCCUUGGCUUCCCUGGAAACCGUUUCCACUCCCUGAAGAGUGCAAAGCUGGACAAGCAGCGUGCACUUCAGCAGUGCUUACUGACAUUCCUGACUCAUCCAUCUGAGGAAACCAGAGAGUACUUCUCUUCUUGACAUAAAGAGACUUCACUCUGUCUAGGAGGUGCCCUACACAAGAGCAGAUAAAAAAGAAAUUUUCAGAGUAAGAGGGAUAAAAGCUUUCUUGCAGAUGUACGGUAGUGCAAAGGAAGAGCUCUCCCUGAUAGCUGAUGCAUCCUCUGGUAUUUUCUCUUAUCUACUCUUCCAUUUCAAAUAUAUUACCUCUGUAAAGAGUUGUGUGUAGAGGACAGUAAAGGGAAGAAGAUGAUUAAAGUUGUCAUCUCUAACUAAGUACUCUUCUAAAUUCCUACAUCAGUAAUUCAAAUUGACUACUGAAAUCAACAAAAAAAAUGAUAAAAUUUUUUCUUAUGGUGAACAAACAAGGUCAAACUAGGCUCUCCAGGUAUUAUGAGCAUAUAGAAAUUCAUAAGCGGACAAUGUUGGAAGCUGAAGUAAUCAAAAACUGUCUCUCUCGUUCAAAGGAUCAAUGCUCUUUCGUUGAGUAUAAGGACUUUAAGUUGGUAUACCGACAGUAUGCAGCCCUUUUCGUAGUCGUUGGAAUCAAUGAGACAGAGAAUGAGAUGGCAGUAUAUGAACUAAUUCAUAAUUUUGUGGAGGUUCUGGACAAAUACUUCAGCAGAGUGAGUGAAUUAGAUGUAUCCUUUUUGCUAUCAGAAAGCCAUUUGUAUAUCUCUUUUUGGUGUAUAUUCCAGCUCAUAAUGGAACUAAUAGCAGUCAAUCAUACACUUGAGUUUACCUUUGAUGGAAAUAGAUCAUGUUCAAUUUGGAUAGAGUGCACAUCAUAUUGGAUGAAAUGGUGCUAAAUGGCUGCAUUGUGGAAACAAACCCCAACAGAAUUCUUGCGCCGCUGUUUGUGCUUGACAAAGUGGCGGAGAGCUAGGAAGAAGCAAGACUGACUGAGGCAUUUAACAGAAGAUGGUGAAAUCCUCAAAAGCAUACCAACAAGCAAUCCUCUGAUUUUGCAAGACCGACUCAUGCAAUAUUUAAAUCAGCUGAAAAAUAUUUCCUGCUUCUCCUGUACCCUAAAAAAGACACAGAACCACAAAGUGGAAACUUUAUUUUCAGACUUGUUAAGGACACAGCAGAAGCCUUUCUAGAACAAAGAAACGUUCCUCAAGAAUUGUUUUUUCUUCCAAACAAAGAAUAAAGCAAUGGAAACUUACUUGUGACUGUGUAGGUAUCGCUAUGAAUCAUGUAGCAUUCUGCCAGACCUAGAAAGACAGAAAAUAUGGAAAAACAAUUUCAAACUAACUUUCAAUGGCACUUCUUAAAACAACAAUAUGAUUUUUUAUUUUCAUUCGUAUGUACACUGCGUGUAAAAGCUCGGUAACUUCUAUGACCAUCUUUAAACUAGAUUCAGCCUUAGUCAAAAAGCUGGUUGUCUUGACCACAGAGAUCCUCUGAUUUCGGUUACAAAAUACGUGUAAAUAACACAAGUGUAGAUGUAUGUAAGAUUCCUGCAUGCUGUGUUAAGUUAUAACUAGAAGUUACACUUAAAUAUUGUAACAUUAAUAAACUAAGUAAAAUCAAAA
Messenger RNA from Meleagris gallopavo (turkey), 2560 nucleotides. The record is from RefSeq and is a predicted model, not a curated record. Lineage: Eukaryota; Metazoa; Chordata; Aves; Galliformes; Phasianidae.